Molecule: messenger RNA, 1391 nt
Organism: Cucurbita moschata (crookneck pumpkin)
Lineage: Eukaryota; Viridiplantae; Streptophyta; Magnoliopsida; Cucurbitales; Cucurbitaceae
Product: chloroplast stem-loop binding protein of 41 kDa b, chloroplastic
Exons: 10
Coding region: 86-1237 (383 amino acids)
Biological process (GO): rRNA processing
Cellular component (GO): cytosol
Molecular function (GO): RNA binding
Source: RefSeq, a predicted model, not a curated record
GAAGCCAUGCCUUCACAAGAACAUCCCUUCAAAUCCAUUACCCUUUUAAUCCCACCACCAAACAGCAAGAACACAGGGUUUCCAAAUGGGUAUCAUGGCAAACCCAAUGGCUGCUCACCACCAAAAAUCGCCUUCAUUCUCUGUUCUUCCUUCUUCACUUUCCGACUUCCAUGGCGCCAGACUCCACGCCCAAGUUCAGUAUAAGAGGAAGGUUAUGCAGCCAAAAGGGGCAUUACAUGUUACAGCAAGCGCCAAGAAGAACAUCCUUGUAAUGGGUGGCACCAGAUUCAUUGGUAUAUUCUUGUCUAGACUUCUUGUCAAAGAGGGCCAUCAGGUGACUUUGUUUACAAGAGGAAAAGCGCCCGUUACGCAACAAUUGCCCGGCGAGUCGGAUGCAGAUUAUGCUGAUUUUAAAUCCAAGGUUCUACAUUUGAAGGGAGACAGAAAAGACUUUGAUUUCGUGAAAUCAAGCCUCUCGGCUGCAGGGUUCGAUGUCGUUUACGACAUAAAUGGGCGAGAAGCAGUUGAAGUUGAACCAAUUUUAGAUGCAUUGCCUAAGCUAGAGCAGUUUAUAUACUGUUCUUCAGCUGGUGUUUACCUCAAAUCUGAUCUCCUACCUCACUUUGAGGUAGACGCAGUCGAUCCAAAGAGUCGACACAAGGGAAAGCUCGAGACCGAGAGCUUACUGGCAUCGAAGGACGUUAACUGGACAUCUAUAAGACCAGUCUACAUCUAUGGACCAUUGAACUACAACCCUGUGGAGGAAUGGUUCUUCCACCGGUUGAAAGCCGGUCGCCCCAUUCCGAUACCCAACUCGGGCAUUCAAAUUACCCAACUUGGUCACGUCAAGGAUUUGGCAACAGCUUUUGUUCAAGUUCUUGGUAAUGAAAAGGCAAGCCAGCAAGUAUUCAAUAUCUCUGGUGAAAAAUAUGUGACAUUUGAUGGGUUAGCCAAAGCUUGUGCAAAGGCUGGAGGCUUUCCCGAGCCCGAGAUCGUCCACUAUAACCCGAAGGAGUUCGACUUCGGAAAAAAGAAGCCAUUCCCUUUCCGUGAUCAGCAUUUCUUUGCGUCGGUUGAGAAAGCGAAGAGCGUGCUCGGGUGGAAGCCCGAGUUCGAUUUGGUCGAAGGACUUACCGACUCCUACAACUUGGACUUUGGCCGAGGCACUUUCAGGAAAGAGGCUGAUUUCUCAACGGAUGACAUAAUCCUUGGCAAGAGCCUCGUUCUUCAAGCUUGAGGCGUCGUUCUCUUUUGUUUUUUACCCGAUCUAAACGGGUUUAUCGACAGAUCUCGGGUCGAGAUAUCGAUUUAAAUUUGCAUGUAUGUAGAGAUUUGUUUGAGUUUUUGCUCUAGUUUCAUCAAGUGGCAAGCAAUUUGUUCAUAUUUUUCUA